CCACGCCCACGAUCACCGAGAUCAGCCACCACUCACGAACCGCGCGCAGAGCCCGCGACGCACACAUCCAAGACGUCCGACGACCGAAUACAUCGAGUCGGAAGCUCGCGGCCCCAAAGCCGAGACUUGCUUGCGCACAACGGCGGAUUCGCGGCGCCAGCCAACACCAAUUAGAAAAAAAUGUCGUUCCGAGGUGGCGGGCGCGGUGGUGGCCGUGGAGGCGGCUUUCGAGGCGGACGAGGUGGCGGCUACGGCGCCCCUGCUGGGCCCCCGGCCCAGGUCCUGGAACUCGGCACCUUUGAGCACGCCGUCGAGGGUGAGAUGUUCUGCAAGUCGACCAACGUCAAGAUACCCUUCUUCAAUGCGCCCAUCUUCCUCGAGAACAAGACGCCCAUCGGCAAGGUCGAGGAGGUACUCGGGCCCAUCAACAACGUCAUGUUCACCAUCAAACCCUCCGAGGGCAUCGUCGCCACCAGCUUCAAGGCCGGCGACAAGGUCUUCAUCGGCGGCGAGAAGCUUCUGCCCCUCGACAAGUUCCUGCCUAGACCCAAGGUCCCGGGCGAGAAGAAGGUGAAGCGCGCUGGCGGUGCCGGUGGCCGGGGAGGACCCCGCGGAGGUGGCGGCUUCUCCAGGGGCGGCGGUAGAGGGCGAGGCGGCCCUCGCGGCGGCAGCGGUGGCUUCUCCCGAGGAGGCGGCCGUGGAGGCGGCGGCUUCUCCAGGGGCGGCGGCGGCGGCCGAGGCGCAGGCGGUUUCUCGAGGGGAGGAGGUGGCCGUGGCGGCGGCGGCUUCUCCAGGGGCCGAGGCCGGGGGGGUUACUAGACGAGACAGAUGGAUGAGGUCCGAAGUUCCGGGCGGUGACUUACUGCUGCUGCUACUUGCCGGCAUUGGGCUACUUUGGGUUUUUCUUACAAGGCCCUCGCGUUUCUCGACGCUGGGGGAAGGCGUUUUAGAGGGGCAUCAUUGCUUUUGGCCGCUGCAGAGGGUAGGGCAAAGGUGUGAGACUUUUUCCAUAUCAUCUGCGGUUCAUUAUGUAUCAACAUGUCAAAAUUUGAGCAAAUUCUGGCAUUGCAAACUCGCGUAG
This is a messenger RNA of Purpureocillium takamizusanense, 1081 nucleotides long. RefSeq names its product H/ACA snoRNP pseudouridylase subunit. Gene Ontology annotation, biological process: ribosome biogenesis; snoRNA guided rRNA pseudouridine synthesis. Gene Ontology annotation, cellular component: box H/ACA snoRNP complex. The transcript has 2 exons. The record is from RefSeq and is a predicted model, not a curated record. Gene Ontology annotation, molecular function: box H/ACA snoRNA binding. NCBI's taxonomy places the organism in Eukaryota, Fungi, Ascomycota, Sordariomycetes, Hypocreales, Ophiocordycipitaceae. Bases 181 to 819 code for a protein of 212 amino acids.